AUACAUCAACGGACUCACACAGGGGAGAAACCAUUUAAAUGCCUGGAGUGUGGAAAGAGCUUUAGUGAAAAUGCAACCCUUAGAAUACAUCAACGGACUCACACAGGGGAGAAACCAUAUCAAUGUAUGGAGUGUGGAAAGAGCUUCAGUUUCAAUGCAACCCUUAGAACACAUCAACGGAUUCACACAGGGGAGAAACCAUAUCAAUGUAUUGAGUGUGGAAAGAGUUUCAGUCAGAGUGGUCACCUCAAUAUACAUCAACGGACUCACACAGGGGAGAAACCAUUUAAAUGCCUGGAGUGCGGAAAGAGCUUUAGUGAAAAUGGAAACCUUAGAACACAUCAGCGGACUCACACAGGGGAGAAACCAUAUCAAUGUAUGGAGUGUGGAAAGAGCUUCAAUUUCAAUGCAACCCUUAGAAUACAUCAACGGACUCACACAGGGGAGAAACCAUAUCAAUGUAUGGAGUGUGGAAAGAGCUUCAGUUUCAAUGCAACCCUUAGAACACAUCAACGGAUUCACACAGGGGAGAAACCAUAUCAAUGUAUUGAGUGUGGAAAGAGUUUCAGUCAGAGUGGUCACCUCAAUAUACAUCAACGGACUCACACAGGGGAGAAACCAUUUAAAUGCCUGGAGUGCGGAAAGAGCUUUAGUGAAAAUGGAAACCUUAGAACACAUCAGCGGACUCACACAGGGGAGAAACCAUAUCAAUGUAUGGAGUGUGGAAAGAGCUUCAAUUUCAAUGCAACCCUUAGAAUACAUCAACGGACUCAUACAGGGGAGAAACCAUUUAAAUGUAUGGAAUGUGGAAAGAGCUUUAGUGAUAGUGGAACCCGUAGAAAACAUCAACAGACUCACACAGGGGAGAAACCAUUUAAAUGUCUGAAGUGUGGAAAGAGCUUCAGUCAGAAUGGAGACCUUAAAGUACACCAGCGGAUUCACACAGGGGAGAAACCAUAUCAAUGUAUGGAGUGUGGAAAGAGCUUCGGUUUCAAUGCAACCCUUAGAAGACAUCAACGGACUCACACAGCGGAGAAACCAUUUAAAUGCAUGGAGUGCGGAAAGAGCUUCGGUUUCAAUGCAACCCUUAGAAGACAUCAACGGACUCACACAUCGGAGAAACCAUUUAAAUGUAUGGAGUGCGGAAAGAGCUUCAGUUGGAAUGAAGAACUUAAAUUACACCAGCGGAUUCACACAGGGGAGAAACCAUAUAAAUGUAUGGAGUGUGGAAAGGACUUCAGUCAGAAUGGACACCUUAGAUCCCAUCAACGGACUCACACUGGGGAGAAACCAUUUAAAUGCAUGGAGUGCGGAAAGAGCUUCAGGCAGAAUGGACACCUUAGAAAACAUCAGCAAACACACAGGGGAGAAAUUGUUUAAAUGUAUAGCAUAUGGUAGGAGCUGCAGUCAACGUGGAACGCUUGAUUUAUGUCAACAAAUUCACACAAAAAAUAAGCCUUAUAAAUAUAAGGAAAGUUGAUAGAGUUUCAAUCCUAGUGGAAGUCCUACAUCAACAGACUCAUGGACAGGAAGAACUUUAGGAGUGAAACCCUACAAACCAUCAACAAACUCAAAGAGGAGAAGCAGUUUAAAUGAAAAGAUUGCAAAAAGUGCUUUAUUUACAAUGUAGUGUUUAAGGAACAUCCAGGGACUCUCACAUGGAAGAACCCAUUUAGAUGUAUGGAGUGUGGGAUGUUUUCCUUUCAGUGUCCACUCUUUCUUCACAGCAAU
This is a messenger RNA of Podarcis raffonei (Aeolian wall lizard), 1731 nucleotides long. RefSeq names its product zinc finger protein 470-like. Gene Ontology annotation, biological process: regulation of transcription by RNA polymerase II. The transcript has a single exon. Gene Ontology annotation, molecular function: DNA-binding transcription factor activity, RNA polymerase II-specific; RNA polymerase II transcription regulatory region sequence-specific DNA binding. Gene Ontology annotation, cellular component: nucleus. Lineage: Eukaryota; Metazoa; Chordata; Lepidosauria; Squamata; Lacertidae. The annotation marks the transcript as partial. The record is from RefSeq and is a predicted model, not a curated record.